Trematomus bernacchii (emerald rockcod) is the source of this 5123-nucleotide messenger RNA. RefSeq names its product choline kinase alpha (gene chka). Gene Ontology annotation, cellular component: cytoplasm. Bases 572 to 1639 code for a protein of 355 amino acids. NCBI's taxonomy places the organism in Eukaryota, Metazoa, Chordata, Actinopteri, Perciformes, Nototheniidae. The record is from RefSeq and is a predicted model, not a curated record. The transcript is spliced from 12 exons. Gene Ontology annotation, molecular function: ethanolamine kinase activity; choline kinase activity. Gene Ontology annotation, biological process: CDP-choline pathway; phosphatidylethanolamine biosynthetic process.
GAGUUCCUCCAUGGAGCCUGGAAGAGCUUGGCCGAGGAACACUUCCACAUCACCAUCAUACGGGGUGGUCUGAGCAACAAGCUCUUCCUGUGCAGCCUCCCCGACAGCCAGCUCUCUGUCGGGGACGAGCCGCGGAGCGUCCUGCUGCGCCUCUAUGGGGCCAUCCUGCAGGUGGGAAACACAUCUCUUAUCACUGUCUUUGACAAAGCCUGUUGUUUUACUGUGCAAACAGAGAGGUACAAGUAAGCCAAACCCUUCACAAUGAUGUGUUGUAUCUUAUAAACUAGUCUGCUGAGGUAUUGUGGAGUUAUCAGUCUAAAUGUUUACUGCUCUGAAUGAGGAUGAGUGUUGAUACUGCACACAAAAGUAAAAUCAUACGCUGUCGUUGUAAGAAUGUUUGACUUGACACAGAUAUGACUCAUUAAGUGGGGUCAAAGCUUGAGUUAAUAAUCAGAGAAAACAAAGAUAAUACUGAGAACCAUGUGAUUUGACAGUGCCACCUCCAGAGGUUAUUGUUUGUGUGUGUGUGUGUGCGUGCGUCUGCAGUUCAAAUGCUUAUGUUGGUGUGUGUAUGUAUGUGUGUGUGCGCGUGUUAGCCAUUGUUGUACAUAAUGAUGUACCCCCAUGGCUGUACAUGCAUGUGUUCUUUGCCGUAGGCUUCCCAAAGGAGCGUGCCUUGGGCACUCUUGUUCCCAAUGUGAACCCACCAAAAAACACGAUGUCCUGUAAUAAAGGGGAUUCCCGACAGUCAAACAAAGAAAAUCUCUUCCAAGGGGCGGAGGCCAUGGUGUUGGAGAGUGUGAUGUUUGCUAUCUUGGCAGAGAGGGAGCUUGGACCUAAACUAUAUGGCAUUUUCCCUCAGGGCCGGCUGGAGCAGUAUGUCCCUAGUCGUAAACUGGACACCUGUGAGUUAAGCGACCCCAGCAUAUCAGCAGAAGUUGCAGAGAAGAUGGCCAAGUUUCAUGUAAUGAGAAUGCCCUUCAACAAGGAACCCAAGUGGCUGUUUGGAACCAUGGACAAGUACCUGAGCCAAGUCAUGAGGCUGAACUUCACCAGAGAGUCCCACCUGCGCCGCUACAACCGCCUGCUCAGCUACAACCUGCUGCAGGAGAUGGAUCUGCUCAAGUCUCUGCUGGAGUCCACACACUCUCCUGUCGUGUUCUGCCACAACGACUGUCAAGAAGGAAACGUCCUGCUGCUGAAUGGCCGCCAGAGCUCAGACAAACAGAAGCUAAUGCUUAUUGAUUUUGAGUACAGCAGCUACAACUACAGGGGAUUUGAUAUUGGCAAUCAUUUCUGUGAAUGGAUGUACGACUACAACUGUGAGGAGUUUCCUUUCUUCAAAGUCAAUGCUCAGGCCUAUCCUUCAAAGGCCCAGCAGCUGAUCUUCAUUGAAAGCUACCUGUGUGAGUCUGACCAAGGUUUUCACAACCUAAGUGAAGAGGACCAAAUGAGGCUGAUGGAGGAUCUGUAUGUGGAGGUCAACAGGUUCUCCCUGGCGUCCCACUUUUUCUGGGGUUUGUGGUCCAUCAUCCAGGCCCGGCUAUCCACCAUCAAGUUUGGAUACCUGGAUUAUGCCCUGGCCAGAUUUGAUGCCUACUUCCAGCAGAAGAAGAUAUGGGCUAACGGAGCAAAAUAAAUAGAUGGACUGACAUCCCAUUCAGCCAAACAGCAGGUGGAGCACAUGCAGGCUGAUGGAGACUUCACCAUCCGCGCUUCACUUAUAUUCCAUGCCUCGACAGAGUUGCUGGCUGGCUGGCUGGCUGCUGUUGGUGUUGUAUUGACCAAAGCCAAAACUUGAUCACGUGGCUAAGUGCUUAAGGUACGCCCCAAAAUCUAUUGCAGCUCAAAGUUUACACUGUGUAACUCACUGAGAGCCAAAAAAAAACACUGACUACUUACCUUCAUCCCUUGUCAGAACUGCUGUCUGCUUCUGCCUUUUUUCGAACCAUUUUACUAACACAAGGGUUUUGAGCAGGAGAGAGGUGGGAACAGCUAGAUUUGAAAUAUUAACAUUGCAUCAAUGUAAAUGUAUUGAUCAUUCCCUUAUGGAAAUGUUCUGCUGGGAAUAACCAAAAUGUGAACUUUGCUUGGUAGAUUCCUGCUUACUAUAGCCGCCAGUUGCCAACUAUGUAUAUUAUAUAUAGACCCCCAAUGUGCCAGUAAUCUGGCCUUGUCUGUUACUGAUGGUGAAAUCAUGACUUGAUUUACAGGUCAGGUUGAAUCUACACUUAUAGGUAUUACACUUGCUGUUUAUUUGAUUUUAUUUGUUUAAAUGGUUGCAUAAUAAAUGUUAUUCAGGCCAGGGCAAAUAUCGGAAUCGUGUACAUUUUCAAGUAUGUGAAUAUUUGAGUUCCCUUUUCUGGGUAGCUUCUUAACUCCACCAAAUCAAAAAAAUCAAAAACAUGAAUUUCAGGUAUUUCCAAUAAAUUAGAUCUGUUUAUCUUUGGAUUCCUAAAGAGUUAAAAUGUAUGGUAUUUUUAUAAAUCACUGUGAAGUAGAUUCAUAUCUUCAUGUAGUUUACACAUUAACAUUUGCAUUGUCUGCUUUGGCGAAGACAUUCCAGCCAUGCUUUAUAAGCUUUGGAAAGUGUUGCUUAACACUAGGGAGCUAACUGACCAUAUAUUUGUUUUUUUACUUUUAUAUAUUAUCCAUGAUUUGAAGAAAACAUCACACAGUUCACAUAUGAAUGGUAUCUUUUUGUGUUAAUUGAUUCUUUAGGGAUGUCAUGGGUCAUUGUACCCAGACGUACCCAUCCAGAAUAAUGACACAAACGCUCACAUCAUACUGCACAGCUGACCAGCUCGAUUCUACCUCACCGCACCAAGUCAUUAUUUGUGCUCCAACUAUGCUAUUGUUCACAGAUUGACAGAUUCAUCAAAUGAUGCUAACAGCCUUCUUUUGGCAUUUAACCACAUACAUAUCUUGAAUUUCAGUUUCUGGGCACCAUCUAAUUUUUGUGAUUAUUCUUUUUGUCCUGAUCAGUAUUCCUCUUUCCACCCAAAUUAGGGUCAUUAAAAGCGAGCCUGUUUGCUCUCCAUUUCAGUAGCAGUGCUUUUAAGACCUAAUUCAUGAAUGCUAUAUGUGACAGUAAAGCUUUUCAUGCUAAAACAUAUGAUCUAGCAUACAGUAUAACAUGUGGAAGGUGCAGGAUCUGGUUAAAGAAAAGAACAAAAUUAGCCUAUCGCUCAGCAACCCUUUUAGCAACUGUAGCUGAUGCUCAAGCUUUCUUUUCAUUUAAAAUCCAAACAGGAGAUUAAACACUAAUAUAAUAAUUGUUAUUAUAUAUAUUGUUAAUUGUUUUAAUUUUAGAAUUGAUGGUUCUCUAAAGUCAGAAAGUUGUAGAAUGAAGCACUUAUUAGCUAGGGUCCAUCGAUUCUGAUUACAUUAAUGACAACUGAUGCGAGCCGAUUUGGCUAGCUAGCUAAUUUGGCUAAGGAUUUUUUGGAAAUGCUAUUUCUGGCUACGGCUAACUUGUUUUAGUACAAUAACCCCUGUAAAAAGGGGUCCUAAUAAUGUACUUGAAAGCUACACACCUCCUAAUGAUGCAUGUAUAGACAUUUAAAAAAGCAGCAAUAUAAGAGAAAAUACCCUUAUGACUUUCCUAAAGUUAGCCUACAUUUAGCAUCCAAGACUAGCUUCCACCCAGUGAGGAGAUAGCCCAUGAUCCAUAUGCUAGUUAUAAACAUGACAUAACAUAAUUCUCCAAACUCCGUAAACUGAUUAUAACUCUAACAACAACAGUUGCUAAGCCAUGGUUGAACAUUCACUGUUUGGGGUUUAGCAAAAAGCCAUUUAAAAGCUUAAUAUCGUCUGGUAACACUCAAGUGGAUAGCCUACUUGUUGCCGCAAAUUAUAUGAUACACAGACAAAAAGUUGUAUAACCACCAUAAAGGCUGACUUGUAGCAUCAUAUAUACAUCAGGGUAUCUCUGUCUACCUGUGAGCACUAAGACAUUGUAUGGAAGCCACACAAUGACUCUGGUGUAGUGUACAGUAGUAAUUGGCUCACCUCUUGUUAGAAUGACUACUGUAACAGAGCUGAGGGAAGUGAGCUGGAUCAUGAAACUUAACAAGACACUACUCUAGUCACCUCAAAGUGGAACAAUCCAGAGGUGUUUGAAUGUCGACUAAGGCACUUUUGAUUUUAGGACCGGAAAUAUCUAUAUAAAAAAUAACAAUAUGUACUUGAGUGUUUUCAUGUGAGGGUUAUCGAAUUGUGAAUGUUGUUGAGAAGGGUUUAUUUGACUUGCAAAUGUAUUUGUAUGUUUAUUUUUAUUGUUAUAUUUUGUUUUCAAUGUGUUUCAUGUUUAGUUUGGAAUUUUUAUUGAUAUUCAAUGGGAUUAGGGAUAUUCUAGCAGCUGAAUGUGCAGAGGAAGAUACUGGAAGUGUUACUGCUACAUCCCUUCUGUAGCAAUAGACUAUUUGAACAUAAUUGCAUUGCUAGGCAACAGCUUGGGUCCAUGACUACUACCUGUCAGAUGAAGUCUCCAAAUACCCUGCGACAGGAAAUUAACUGGGAUACAUUUAGAAUGUUAUGUUUACAACUGUAAAAUGUUUCAAAACCAUCUUGUUUUUGUUGUCCUUUACCAUUAUUUUAUAUAUUUGUUAUGGUAGAAAUGGACUCUACAAUCUGUAACUAUAGUACAUUCCAUAAUUAUUGCUUCACCUUCAGUAUUGUGUACACUCCACCAAAAUCACAAAACUUUUAAUGUUUUAUUUUUCAAUCAAAUUCUAAUUGGUCAUCGGUAGAAAACAAACAUUGUCUCUUGAAAUUGAAUGGAAAUUGACUAACAAAAGUAUAGAUAGUCAUGCUAAAAAUAUCCAAAAUAUAAGGACAAAUGUGUUACAUUAUCAUUCCUAUCAACAUGUUAAUGUAAUACACCUAAUUUUUGUUUAAAACACAUUCUGUUCUGUGAUAGCACCCACAACUAUCAUGUGACCCACAGUGGUGACCGUUGCUAUCUAUCUAGCUACUCUGAAUGAAUAUGUACUCAGAUGAUGGACUAUCAUUUGUAAAAAAAAAGGUUUCGUGUGACCUGCUGCAGCAUUGAAAUUAUCUUGGCUGUAAAUGAUAUUUUCUGCUUUGCACAAACAAUGAUUAAAGUGAAAACAACUGACAAA